Molecule: messenger RNA, 1028 nt
Organism: Drosophila bipectinata
Lineage: Eukaryota; Metazoa; Arthropoda; Insecta; Diptera; Drosophilidae
Source: RefSeq, a predicted model, not a curated record
AAUAGUGGCAGCACUGUUGAGAAUUCUGGUAAAAAAGAGUAUCCAGGUUAAUUUUAUUGGAUAUUUUUAAAUUCUACAAAACCAUGGCCGAUAAUGCGGAACCUCUUACCCUGGCCAGAGAUGUCAAAAGAUCGAUAGAGCUGUUGGAAAAGUUGCAGGCCAGUGGAGAUUUCCCAACAACAAAACUGGCUGCUCUACAGAAGGUGCUCAACUCAGACUUUAUGACUUCUGUGCGAGAGGUGUACGAACACGUAUACGAGACAGUGGACAUCCAAGGAUCCCACGACGUCCGGGCUUCUGCCACUGCCAAGGCCACCGUCGCCGCCUUUGCUGCCAGCGAAGGCCAUGCCCAUCCCAGAGUUGUGGAGCUGCCAAAAACAGAAGAGGGUAAGAGGGAGCCAAGUAGGAUGCUUAUUACAAACACUACAAAUAUCAUUUAAGCCAUAUUAUGUCCAUCCUCUUCUACAUAUAGUGUAGAAAGCGGUUUAAACCAUGUCUAAUUUUGUCUUACAGGAUUAGGUUUCAAUGUAAUGGGUGGUAAGGAACAAAAUUCCCCCAUCUAUAUAUCUCGAAUAAUUCCUGGCGGAGUGGCUGACAGGCAUGGUGGUCUUAAGAGAGGUGAUCAGCUUCUUUCUGUCAAUGGAGUGUCUGUGGAAGGAGAAAACCACGAAAAGGCGGUAGAACUUUUAAAGCAAGCUAUUGGAUCUGUAAAGCUGGUUGUGCGCUACACCCCAAAGGUUCUUGAAGAAAUGGAAAUGCGUUUCGACAAACAACGCAACACUCGUCGCCGCCAGUAAAACACUCAUUGGCCUAAAAACUAUUGCCAUUAAAGUUUUUCGCCACUAGUUCAUAAUGUUAAUUACUUCUGAAAAAAUCAAACCCUCUACGAAUAAUAUACAAAAUGAAAGUUAAUUAUUAUUUAUUAUAAAAGUACCCUUAAUUUGUGAAAACGUGAAUGUUAUGUAUUUAUACCUAAAUACCGUGUUGGCUUUUGUUCCAAUAAAAGUACCAUUAAUUGUGAAACAAAA